AUGGAUUCUGCAUCAGAAGAUUAUGUGAAUUUUCAACCUGGUGGAAUGCAUAAAAAGCAGAGAGAUGAAAGUGACCAGACGCUAAAGAAACAAAAGAAUGAACAAACCACAGGCUGGAAAUCUGUUCGUAAAUCCUUAAUUGAUGAACGUCAUCGAUUAGAUGCUACACAAAUGUCAAGACUAUCUAGCAUUUUUUCUGUAUUAACACGAAAUCAAUCCCAGGUAAUAACAGCCGGUGAUCUUCUGCAUAUUAUGAGAUCGUUAAAUGAUGCAUUAACUGAAGCAGAAUUACAUGAUCUAAUUUUAGAAGUGGAUAUUGAUCGAGAUGGAAAAUUAGAUUUUUCUGAAUUAUGCAUAUUUGUUGCUGAACGAAUAUAUAAGAAGAAAUUAAAUCGUGAUUUUGAGGAAUUAUUUCAAAUAUUAGAUCAAGAUGGUGAUGGCAAACUGUCAAAGGAUGACAUACAAAAUAUUUUACGCUAUUAUGAGCUUGACUUCAGUGAUGAAACAGUCGAUGAUAUUUUUAGGAAAAUUACUGGAACUGAAGAUAAUUGCAUUACUUAUUCACGUAAGAAAACUAAAACUGAACAUCGAUUUUCCUAUCAAAAUUUUCAUUUUGUUAAAAGUUGA
Messenger RNA from Trichobilharzia regenti, 627 nucleotides. The record is from the annotation of a GenBank genome assembly. Lineage: Eukaryota; Metazoa; Platyhelminthes; Trematoda; Strigeidida; Schistosomatidae.